ACUGACAUCAUGCUCCAGUUCCUGCUUGGAUUUACAUUGGGCAACGUGGUUGGAAUAUAUCUGGCUCAGAACUAUGACAUACCAAACCUGGCUAAAAAACUUGAAGAAAUUAAAAAGGACUUGGAUGCCAAGAAGAAACAUGAGACUGCCUCCAGCACUGCCUUCGGGAUAUGCUGAUUCUACUGCUCUUGAGGGCCUCCUUUACCAUGAACUAAAAGCUUUUGUUUUUAUCUCCAGCCUCAGCGCUCCUCUUCUUUGCUAAACUCUGUUUUUUGCUACAGCACAAGCAAAAUGGGACCCCAAUUUGAGAACUACCCUACAUUUCCAACAUACUCACCUCUUCCCAUACUCCCUUUCUAACUGCAUGGGAGGUUCUAAGACUGGAAUUAUGGUGUUAGAUUAGUAAACAUGACUUUUAAUGA
Messenger RNA from Pan troglodytes (chimpanzee), 422 nucleotides. Its product is annotated as short transmembrane mitochondrial protein 1-like. Gene Ontology annotation, cellular component: respiratory chain complex. The coding region runs from base 10 to 177 and encodes 55 amino acids. The transcript has a single exon. The record is from RefSeq and is a predicted model, not a curated record. Lineage: Eukaryota; Metazoa; Chordata; Mammalia; Primates; Hominidae.